Messenger RNA from Cuscuta campestris, 1225 nucleotides. The record is from the annotation of a GenBank genome assembly. Lineage: Eukaryota; Viridiplantae; Streptophyta; Magnoliopsida; Solanales; Convolvulaceae.
ACAUUUUUUCUCGCAGCUUUUCAAUCUUUCUCUUUCAAAUAUAGGAGACGGAGACUGAGAGAGAGAGAGAGUUGACAACUGAUAAGGCUUCUCCAGGCAGUAUCUCCGAUUGGAAAUGUCACCGUGCGGGGCUGCCACGGCGGCGGCGAUCAAACAGGCGGAGCAGCUGAGGCAAGACGGCAACAGUUACUUCCAGAAAAGCCGAUUUGGCGCCGCAAUCGAUGCCUAUACCGAGGCGAUUACCUUGUGCCCUAAUGUUCCUGUAUAUUGGUCUAAUCGUGCUUUGUGCCAUCUCAAGCGCAAUGAUUGGACAAGGUUGGAAGAGGAUUGCAGGAGAGCAAUUCAGCUUGAUUGCAAUUCGUUUAAGGCACACUAUAUGCUAGGCCUUGCUUUGCUACAGAAGCAAGCAUAUUCAGAAGGAGUCAAACAACUCGAAAAAGCAUUGGAUCUUGGAAGAGGGGCUAAUCCUAAGAGUUACAUGGUAGAGGAGAUAUGGCAAGAGCUAGCAAAAGCCAAAUAUUUGGAAUGGGAAUACGAGUCUACCAAGCGUUCCUCUGAACUCCAUAAACUGAAAGAAUCCUGUGAGAUGGCUCUAAAGGAGAAACAUUUACUUGGCCUCUCACAGAUGGAAGGUUUUUUAGAUGAGAAGAACGAAGCCUUCUCUAAACAACUCGAAGCUCUGAAUAGUGUUUUCGCGAAAGCUGCAGAAGAUGAUACUCCUCUUGACGUGCCCGAUUACUUAUGUUGUAAGAUAACACUUGACAUUUUACGUGAUCCUGUGAUAACACCCAGUGGGGUUACAUACGAGAGGGCUGUGAUUCUUGAACAUUUGGAGAAGGUGGGGAAAUUUGACCCAGUUACUGGCAAGGCACUGUAUGCAUCACAGUUAGCACCCAAUUUGGCUAUAAAAGAAGCCGUGCAGGCGUUCUUGGACAAACAUGGCUGGGCUUAUCGGUUAGAUUGAUACAUUUACCAUUUUAACCAAUUUAAUGCAUCGUGGUUCACACAUUGUUAUGCCAUUCAUGCAGUCGUGUAUAGUUCAUGUCUUUUUGGCUAUUGGGUCUUCUUCAUUAAGCUGUACAGUGAUCUAUACAAUUUUUACAGAACAUUUUUGAGCUGUUCUCCAUGUCAUCUACAACAAUUUUGAAAUGGCUUGUCUUUUGAAAUGCAGUUUGCAGUUAGAAGGGUCUCUUAGUUUUACCCCAAAUAUAUGUUUAAGCCCCAA